Messenger RNA from Racocetra persica, 126 nucleotides. The record is from the annotation of a GenBank genome assembly. Lineage: Eukaryota; Fungi; Glomeromycota; Glomeromycetes; Diversisporales; Gigasporaceae.
GUAUUCCGACUCAUCUUAGCACACUUUAAAUAUUAUCCAAUUAUAGUAUGUCUUCUUUAUAUAAAAUACAAAACUCCUCCUUCGGUGGCGGCAGCUAUUCUACAUUCGUCUUUGAUGACCGAAAGC